Molecule: messenger RNA, 11521 nt
Organism: Pogoniulus pusillus (Red-fronted tinkerbird)
Lineage: Eukaryota; Metazoa; Chordata; Aves; Piciformes; Lybiidae
Gene: ZNF704
Product: zinc finger protein 704
Exons: 10
Coding region: 8-1549 (513 amino acids)
Biological process (GO): regulation of transcription by RNA polymerase II
Cellular component (GO): nucleus
Molecular function (GO): DNA-binding transcription factor activity; RNA polymerase II cis-regulatory region sequence-specific DNA binding
Source: RefSeq, a predicted model, not a curated record
AGGCACCAUGCAGGCGCGGCGCUUGGCCAAGCGCUCCAGCAUGGGCAGCCGGCGGCUAAGUGCCGGGCCGGCGGCCGCGCAGGCGGACGGGGUCCGGCCCACCAAGCCCGAGAGCGCCUGGAGGCCGCCCCUGCGGGAGGGCUCCGCCGCGGCGCUGGAGGAGGAGGACGAAGACGAGGACGUGGUGGUGGAGGUGGAAGAGGAAGAGGAGGAGGAGGAGUGCGGCCUGGGGAGUCCCCCACCGACGCUGACCGGCCACGGCAAGGGCCCUAUCCGGGGGUGCCUGAAGGCAGCCAGCAUCAAGCGUGAAAUGACCUUCUCUGCAUUUCAACAGGAGGAUGUGAAAAGUGACAUCAGUCAAAAACUGCCAGACCAACAGUUUCUCCUGUUUGCCACAAAGGAGGAAGACUUAAAAACAGCAGAGACCAAAAAACCAAACAGAGCUCAUGAGUAUGAAAAGGAAAACACUCGUUCUGUUUGCCUUCUGGAACAGAAGCGCAAGGUUGUUUCUUCAAAUAUUGAUGUGCCUCCAGCAAGAAAAUCUUCAGAAGAACUGGACAUGGAUAAAGUAACAGCAGCCAUGGUACUCACCAGUUUAUCCACCAGCCCUUUGGUCCGCAGCCCUCCUGUCCGACCCAACGAAUCCCUAAAUGGAUCUUGGAAAGAAGGAGGAUUUGUGCCUUCUAGUACCAGCAGCAGUGGAUACUGGAGCUGGAAUGCUCCCAGUGACCAAUCCAACCCAUCCACCCCAUCUCCACCUCUGUCAGCUGAUAGCUUCAAAGCUUUUCGGACACCUUCCCAGCCAGAUGACGGUAUUGAUGAAGCUGAAACAAGCAACCUUCUCUUUGAUGAACCCAUUCCCAGGAAGAGAAAGAACUCCAUGAAGGUGAUGUUCAAAUGCCUGUGGAAAAACUGUGGGAAGGUACUGAGCACAGCUGCAGGGAUUCAGAAACACAUACGGACCAUUCAUCUUGGACGUGUGGGAGAGUCUGACUACAGUGAUGGAGAGGAGGAUUUUUACUAUACAGAAAUCAGGCUCAACACAGACUCAGUAGCUGAUGGCUUAAGCAGCCUUUCCCCAGUCUCUCCUUCUUUAGCAUCACCACCUUCCUUUCCCACCCAAGAUGCAAUCCGUCCUGAAACUUCCUGUGCCAAAACUGAGACAAAAUUGAUGACACCUCUGAGCCGCUCAGCUCCUACCAACCUCUACCUCGUACACACGGACCAUGCUUACCAGGCCACUCCUCCAGUGAACAUUCCAGGGUCAGCAAAAUUCACUCCCAAUGGCAGUAGCUUUAGCAUCUCCUGGCAGUCACCUCCAGUUACCUUCACUGGCAUUCCAGUCUCACCAACUCAUAAUCGUCCUGCAGGGAAUGGAGAGCAGAAACAGUCCCACACAGUUCUUUCAUCACCGCCUAGAGUAGCAUUUGGCUUGAGGAAGCCUAGAGGGGAGGGGAAAAAGUGUCGGAAGGUCUAUGGGAUGGAGAACAGAGAUAUGUGGUGCACUGCUUGCCGAUGGAAGAAGGCCUGCCAAAGGUUCAUCGACUAAAGAUUGGAAUUAUGCAGAGGAUUUGGGGGUGGGGGAGGACAACAGCAGAACCAGCCUGCUGCAGCUGCACUGUUUCACUUCCCAUUUUCCCUCCAGUGCUGUGGUGUUGCAGGGUUUUGGUUUUUUGGGGUGGUUGUUUUUUUCUUUUCUAAAGAGCUUUGUAUUUCAAAGUGAAGCACUUGUAGCCAAGGAGAAGCACUAAUCAAAACCUCUGUGGAGCAAUAGAGAAAACAAAACCAAGGAAAAAGUACUCCAACAACCUACAAGCAAACCCAAGAACAUACAAGGAAAUUCUCUUACUAAGUAUGGAAACCAGAGCAGCUAUUAGUGUUUUUCUGUAAAAGAACAAGAGAAAAAAGGUUCUUUUUUUUUGGCUAACUCUAUGAGCUACUUGCUCCUUAGAAUCAUUUUUAACCAUUUCAGUCUCUGUGCCGUGGACAUCUGUAAAUGCUGAACUGAAUGGUUUUUCUUUUCCUGAAAGGAAGAUCUCUUUUUGAAAGCUUUCUAACAAACAUUUCAGAGUCCUAUAAGCUACAGUUUUUUCUCAGCAGAAGCUGUACUAAGACUGGAGGCUGCUCAGUGAUUCUCCUGAUGCGAACCAUCACACUUCAAACUAUAUUUUUGGAAAAGGGAUGUGGGGAGGAGUUGGGAUUUUGAUUUGUUUGUUUCCAGGAGAAAAGCAAAGUCUGAAUUUAAUAGAAGGACAAACAGUGCUUCUGGAAGACUUUGAAAGCAGGAGCAGAGCAGUGGAGUGGAACAGAGUCAUUUCAGUACCAAAUUGGAUUUUGAUCCUCCAGAGGAAAAAAAGCGGCACUGGAAAGUCACCAGCAGACACUGUCAGAACCAGAAGUUAAGGGAAGAAAUCCAGUGAUGCUUGACUGAAGCCUGUAAGAACAUAAUGGGGGUCCAGCAGCUUUCCUUGCUCCUCCCCUAGCACUGAAGGAGGCUGUGUUGGACCAGCGUGUCUGUUGCUGCCGGAGGCCUGCAAAGAACUGGUAAAUGCAGCCAUGAGGAUCGUCUCUAAUAACAUAUUCAGGGACACAAUCUAGCCCAGCAGUUCUGCUCUUGCUGCCUUUUCUCUUAUCAGAGAGAUUGUUGUUAAGAUAAUGGUUUGCUCAGUGAUAUUUUUUUUUUAAUCCUCCUCCUAUUAAAGUUGCUAAGAUUUAUUCGAUGCAAAAAAUUGAUAAAGGAAAGAAAAUACCUCCUUUCCACAACAUCAUCUCAGAACGAGAAAUACAGCAGCAAAGGAACAACAUGUUUAUGACACUGAGCUUGCUGAUGGUGUUCUUCCCCUGGGAGUGCUUAAAAAGUCUGAGACUUCUCCAAGAUGCUCCUGCCAGUUUACCCUCCCAUAUUUACAAGAACUUCAAGGUGAAGUGCAGAGUGCUCCCCAAUUCAUUUGAUGAUUGCUAGACUGACAGACAGUAUUUGCCCAUGUAUUUGUUGUUCCCCUCCUUUUAAAUUUUCUCUUUGCUUGGAGGAUCCUUUUGAAACUAAGCUCUGGGGGUUGUAUAUUCUUUCUCCAGUGUCAUGGCAUCGUGAGCACCUUUCCUGAGGGCACUUUAUGAGUCACUGUAAUAAGAUGAUUCUCUAUUAUUUUCUGUAAGGAGCAAUGAUUUUGUUGCCAGACCAGAUUACCCUCUGGUGUAGCUUUGAUAUGGAUUUCAUAUAGGCACAAUUCAUCAAAACAGGAUAGAAGGUUGGCAUUAACAAAGCAGAAGAUGGAUGUUCCAUGCAUCCUGCCAGGACUAAGUUUAAAUUAGCAGUAUUUUUACACAGCCUUCAAUCAGCAGUUUACAUUAAAUCAGUUCUGCAUCUUAUGGCUGUGUCAUUUCAGUUCAAAAGCAGGCACUUCUCCAGUUACUGUGUCUGAACUUGCAGGAAGUGUUCACCUUUCACUUCGUGCUUUGCACUCAGAUGACUUCAUGUCCCUGCAGCACAUGGGUGCCCAGCAAGAUCCCCCUCACCAUCUUGACGUACCUGCAAGCACAGAAGUGUCAGCAGAGCCUUUCCUGUGCUGCAGUACUGGCUGUAGUCUGGAAUAACCUCUGCCAUUUUUCAGUCUCUUGCUUCUGCCUUGCUUUAAGCUGUGUCACUGUCCUGACAGCUGAUUCAUCUCGCCCUUCUGCACCAGCCUUUCUGAAAGAGUUUUUCUUUGUUUCCCCAAGGCAGAGCUAGCCCAAGGGCAGUUGUCCUCAUUGGUACACUCCAUUUCCUCUGGGUUUGGUUUCUCUGUGGGUCAUGGUCUCUCAUCUCAGGGAGAAGUGGCAAAGAACAACCUGAACACAUCAUGCACUGUCUGUGUGUUGCAGGCACUUUGAAGUGGGUUAAUUCAUGUCAAAAGCCAGAACUUCCCCCUGAGGUACAGAAAUGGAAAGAUCUGGGUUAGCACUGAUGCUGCUAACAGGCGUUGCCAACAGUAUCAGAGUGGAGGUCAGCUGUAGAGAUCCCAGCUAUUAUCCUUAAGGACUUUCCUUGCUAUAACAGAGCUAUUUCCCACUCCCUCCUUUACCCCAAUCCCCAAAAGAUCUGGAAAAGGAGGUAAUUUUAGAAGUGGCAGAGUUUUAGUGGCCAUUUUUGCAAUGUGUCUAUGCUCCAGCUGCUCCUAGAUGAAGCGACUGGACUCAGAUCAUCUUAAUCAUAAAAGAGUUUCCACCCAAAACAACGUGCCUGAUUCUCCAGUGCCUUGCACAAAUGUAACAGGAUUCACAAGAUGCAAAGUGAGAAAAAACCUCUUCCAUUCCAGUACAGGUUUGCACUCUUAACCAAUACCAGCUGUCACCUAGCAGGUAUUCGCUGUCAGACCUGUAAGACCUGCUUGUGUGGAUGAGCUGAGCAGAAUGUCCUUUGAGUUCUUUUUCCAGAUCAUUAACUUGAUGUGGACGUUAGCUACUGAAUGAUCUACAGCUUCCUUGCUUGUGGUCACUGACAUCACUUUCUUCAUUCCUUCCCUUUUGAAGAUAACAGCUAGGUAGACAGCACAACAGGAGGCAAAGCUUAGGCAGAAGUUCUUGUAGAACCUGCAUGUAAGAACCAAUUCCAGAUCCAUGUCAUAUCCCAGUGCUCCUUGUUGCUGCUUUUUUAGGUCUUCAUUUGUUCUGAUCCAGUGAACCAGGUUGGUUUUUCUCUUUCUUGCUACAGUUUGGAGCCAGCUAGGAUGGCCCUGCCAAGAAUUCAGGACAGUGACUGUUAGUCUGCUGAUAGGAAAUUAUUUCUUCCACUGCCUGUAAAUGUGCUGAGACACCAUCUCAGAAACAGGCCAUGAGGUUAGACCCUCGCUAACCAUGUGUGGAGAUAAAAGAGGUUGUCAGUGAGGCUUGUUUCUGUGAGUUCAGACUUAAAGUCAGAUGUUAAAGAAGGUUGUGCUUUGCCUCUUAGAAAUUCUUGGGUAAGGAAGUGUUUGUAAAGUCUCAGUUUAGCCUUACAUUUACCGUUCAGUCAAUCUUCCUGUGAGGUGGCAGCACUGCACUGAAACUGGGACCUGUAGGGAACAUGGGUUUUAGUCCACAUUUGUCAGGAUUUUCCUGGCAGGGCACUGUGGGCUGAAAGCACCAAAACACAGAUUUUGUGCUUCUGUAAGUUCAGGAGGGUUCUGUGCCACUGUUAGGAAAAGAGCUAAAACUUUAGUUAUGAGCAAAAUGUCUCAAGCUGAUGGUUAUAAUAUAUUCAGUAUCUGCUAGAUGUGAGCAUCCCUGUCUGCAUCCAUUUGGAGCUUACAAAGCUUCAGGAUUGCAAAGAAACAAGCUGACAGUGCCCACUGGAACUAGGUUUUCUAUCUUAAUACUGCAAUGCUUUGGCACUUCUUUCCAAGUGCAAGAUGAAAGCUGUGCAUCUUCCACUUGCAGCUUUUCGAGUUCAUUCCUCAAUAGGAAGAACACUAAUGGUGUUCCUUGUGCUUCACAGAGAGCUUGGAAACAGAAGUCAGUCUUUUUCUGAGGGCACCAAGCAAAUUACAACAUGGUUUGCUCCUGUGCUUGCUCAUGCUCACAGCAAGAAUUUCUUUGGCCAGUCAGCUAAUGAGAUGUAAGUCUGUGGAUAAAUAUGGUGCUAAGGCAAUGUUCUGCUUGUUUAUAACACAUCUUCACACCAAGAACUGUUUUUCUUCUGUGAUUGGGUUUGGACACAAUAUCUUUAUGCUCGAGAGAAAUAGAUUUAGCAAUCCAGCUUUCCUAUUCCUCGGGCAUACACACAAUAUUACACUGCUGAGACAGUGUUUCAAGAUUAAGACCCAAUUCUUGAUGUAAUUAACUGGAACAGUGUAAAAUGUUUAAAUGUUGGUGGUGGCCAUUUGCUAAUCUUCUUGAAAAAUUCAGGUUUGGUUUUGGAGUCCUUAUCCUAGUUUGUUGUACCCUGCAGCCAUUAGUCUGUGAUAUGUAAUAGUCAGAUAAAGUGUUUGUUAAAAAAAGAACCAACUGCCUUGGGAAGAUAGAAAAUAAAAUGAAAGGGUUAAUACACAUUUCCUCAGGGAACAGAAGAGGCUGUAAGGGCAGGGUGUUGGCUUAUUUCAGUGAGAGAUGGCUAAGAAGUGGUUGGAGUUUUUCUAAUCCAGGCACAAUUUAAAGAGCAAUAUGUCACUACUUGAAUCAUUAAGGAUUAACCAUUAGAGGGAAGCACUAGUGGGUGAAUAGAGUCUUAAUGCUAUAGCUUAUGAAGUUCCAUGUAGAAGAAGAAGAAAAAAAAUGUUAAGUGAUACAAAAAUACAGAAAAUGAGCUCAAACCAUACCCAAAAUGUAAUAUAAGUCUAUACUUUUGUAUAAAUUUUUUCAGGAUCUACUGUAAAUAUAAAAGCUUCUUGGUCUAUAUAGCUGCUUGAUCAGUGCAUCCUCUGUGGUUGGAUUGCUCCUUGCCACAUUACUUCAGCAAGCAAAAAAAAGGUAGCGUUAGCACAAUUAUCCUUCCUGCAGGUGUUGAGCAGUCUGCUUUGCAAAGUGCUAACUCUACAUGAAAUGCCAGGUCUAGUCUUUUUUUUUUAAUGCUAGACAACGUGGCCACUAGGGUGUUUUUUUUCAUGCCUGCAAAAAUACUAGCUUCAGUAAGCCCAAGGUUUUGUUGAGCUGUGUUAACACUUUUAAUUUGUUUCAUAGACUCCUAGAAUGGUUCGCAAAGCACCUUACAGAUCAUCUAGGUCCAGCCUCCUGCCAUGGACACAGACACCUCCUACUAGACCAGGGCCUUGCUUAGGGUCUUAUCCAACUUGGCUUGAACCAAUUCUAGGAUUGGAGCCUUCACAACUUUUCUGGACAACCUGCUCUAAAUAUUUAUACUGAAAUUAAGAUCAAUAUCUAGAUGUGUCCCUGGAGGUGGACAAGAAAAGACUGGAUGAGGCACUUAGUGCCAUGGUCUAGUUGAUUGGAUAGGGUUGGGUGCUAGGUUGGACUGGAUGAUCCUGGAGGUCUCUUCCAACCUGGUUGAUUCUAUGAUUCUGUGUAUAUAGCAGCUAGCAUGAUUUUUUUUUUCCCAUCAGUAUUUAACUGCAGUAAAUAAUUCUUUCAGUGAUGCCAACAACUCUUUGAGGGAAAGGAGGCAGAAAUGUGUAGAUGAGCAGGUCUGGCUAUGCAGAGGCAGAACUACUGGAAUUCCACCAACACAGUGUAGGCUGAGAUUCAUCAGAGCACUCAAGUAUGUGUUUGGCUUCAUCUUCAGGGUUUAUUUCCAAAGCUAGGCACAAGCUUGUCUGCUCUGCUGAGAUCAGGCCUUGGCAAAAGCAGGUAUCUCACAGCUCUGAAAUAAGGCACUUUGUAAGACAAUCAGUGUUCUGAUGUCUAUGCAACCUACCUUGGAUGUAGAAGGCCAGACAAAUGUGGAGAAUUCUGGGGGUUUAAACUGUUGUUUUCAUUGCAAAGUGAGAAGAGCAGUUUGACUGCAUUGCUUGGGUGUGUCAAAGGUGUCCACCUGCCAUCCAGCUGAAGGGACAGCAUCAGAACAGAAGUACAGGAGAAGCAAGGUGAUGUUAUAUACAUUUGUAUCCAUCCAUCGGGGUGCUCAGCAGUGCUCUGGGCAGCUGAGGCAGGGGAGCACUGAGUGUGCAAGGAAAUAAAUAAGUUUACCUGAAAACUUUGGGAAUGCUGUGCUCUUAAGCCAUGAAUGAUGUUGUCUGUGUGUAAUUUUUAGUGUUAAGAGAAGACAGGCAGUAGCCUUAUUAACAAGGUGCAAUACUCACAAAGGGCUAAAUUAGGGAAGCGAGCGGUGUGUGUCUGCACAUGACUGCAAAGUCUGCACUCAUUGAAACCUGACUUCUACAGCACUGGGAGCUGAUUACCUCUCUGAGCUGGUAAUGUCAGUGUCAUUUCCUAACUGUUUAUUAUGAAACAGGAUUUGGGAUCUAAGAACCAGAAGGAAAAGCAGGGGGAAUUGUAAAUCACACAGAAUAGUGGCUAUGCUGGUUUAUGUGGCAGAAGGAACCUCACACCCCUUCACAACCUGUACAGAUUCUGAAAAGAAAACAAAAGCAUUUCCCCGCAGAGAUAGCACAGUCUGAAUUUCUAGUGAUGGCCUGCAAAUGCUUCCCUCAAGGUUCAGUGUUUUCUUUGCCUCUUGCUUUUUGUUAUUGGGUGUUUUCUGCGUUCUGAUUGUGAAGACAUUUCUAAAUUAGCAGUACUUGGCUUGAAAAUGUAUUCUUCUGAAACUAUUUUUUAUAGUAGAGAGAUUUUGACACCAUGCUGUACAGCCUGAGAUCUGCUGUAGCUUCUGUGGAGAGAGUUCAUGCUGGCACAAAGUUCUACAGUGAACUACUCCAUGGAGGGUUCAUUGUUCAGUUAUGAAGAGGGUUUGAACAGUCAGACCAAGAGCUCUGCUCAAAUGCUCACAUACCUAUUGCCUGCACUCUGAGGUCAACAGAAUAGAGCUUGUCAAGUAUUGGGCACCUUAGACCUGGUUAUUUGCUGUUAAAUAAUGACAUAAGAAGUCAUUAUCUGAUAUCCUUUACUGGUUUGGGCAUAAGCUUCGUGUCCAGAGGCAACUGAAAGACAGCAAUAAUCAGAUUUGUGAGAGGUUGAGUGCUUCCCUGUCUCUAGCAUAGGGCUUGAGGGCAAACUCAGAGCUGAAAGCGGUUUGAGCCAGUCAGGUAAGUCUGGAAGCAGAAUUGCUCAGAAUUGGAUCCCAGUAGGAGGAAACUAGUCUUAAGCAGUGAAUCAGAGGAGGUUUGGGGUUUUUUUUACUUCUUUUUUAAAUUGCAAGCCUGGUUAAAAAGUCUUGCAAUUGAAGAGCUGCAGUUGUUCAUGUGAGUGCAUGGACUAGGACUGCUCAUAUGGGUGAUGGUUGCAGGAGGAGGCACUUGGGUUCUCUUGGUGUGGCUCUUCCUGGGGUUACUGGGAGUGUGAAAUUGCAACUCCCACUUUCUGAGUGCUUGAGAAGAGAGUUUUGCUAUUGAGUUUUGUGAGAGAUAACAGUAUGUACCUGGGCACAUUGGCUUGGCUGUUGGAAAGUGUUGGCUCAGUUUCUGCUAAUACCAAGGUGGCAGCACUUCAGCUGUGUCACUUGGUGACAGAUUUAAGAGUUCCUCAGCACAUGGUAUUCAGCCUAUGAUCUGUCCUGCUGGUAACAGGCCCAGGAAGAAGGAGGUUUCUCAGGAUGGGACCUAGGCCAGGCAGCCUGUUGAGAGAGGACUCACCUCUGUAGUUGCACACUGUCAGCUGGUUCAGGCGCACCAUUUGUUGUGUGCAGCAUGAGGGAGCUGCUUAUCUGCACUCGUUUAUGACCUGCCAUGCAGAACUGUUGGGAAGGGUAUUCUUGCUUUCAGAGAUUGAGAUACACCUGUGGAGAACAUUUUUGUUGCAUAAGGUCAUGUAAUAAAUUACAUUAUUGUCUGAGCUGAAAUCAGAAGUAGUGGUGUUCCUCCUUCCAGAGCCAUGUUGCAGCUCGCCAACUAGCUUGUGGGAGCUCUCAUGGAGCCUUAACUGAGUCCUUAGGAGUAACCAUAACUGAGUCCUAUUCCCAAGACUUAGUGGAAGCCAGCAAAGAGCUCUAAAACCAGGCCAAUGCAAGUUUGCACCUCCCCCAGCUAAAGAAGGCUCUUUCCAGCCCUUCCAUUUUUCUGCUAGGCUUUCCAGUGGCUUUUUUCAAGAUAGCAGCAGCCACUCCUGCAUUCCAUUGUCUUUGUUAGUCAUGGGCUCUGGGCAAGAUGAUUUUAGAUUUAGGUCUCCACAAUUUUACUGACACUGUAGUGCUACAGCAGAUUGUGCUGCUAUUGGAAGAGUUCUUCCUAACCCCCUGGUAGAGACAUGUCUGGAGAGAAGUAUCCUGGGUUACGCUGGCUGGAACCAUUGCUACAAGUGCAGGACUGCAUUAAAUGUCUAAAGGCCUGAUCAGUGCAUGGCUUGUGGGUUUGUACUUCUGCUCUCCAAGUGGCAGCUGUGACACUGCCUUUAUCUUAUCCCACCCUGUGCUGGCUGGAGUCUCAGUCAGGGCCUGGCCUUGCACAGCUCAAGAGAUAGCCACUAAUGGCUGGUUGCCUAGCACUACCAGAACACCAUUGAACAGCACUGAUUGUGGUGUGAAAUUGAAUCUAGAGGGGGGAAAAGAGAAAUAAUUCUACAUUAAAUGGAUUCUUAAGAAUCAUAGACUACAUCUUAAUUGUGCCAAGGUUUUACUAAGCAGAUUUUUGGAAGAGUUAUGGAACAGGAAAACAAACCUCACUGGACUUUCCUUCUCCCUUGGCUCCAUGAGUGUCCUGGACCCAGUCUGAUGUGUUAGAGUGGAACUUUCCAUGGCCUGAGAUUAUUUGGGAGUGAGCAGAUGUGAUCUCUGGGCUUCUUAUCCAGAUGCAGUAGCAAACAGGAAAGAUCCUCUAUUUUUCAGCUUCUUUCUAUAUGGGAAUACCAGGAAAAGGGAAAGGUUUGUGCAGUGGUUAGGAUCCAUGCAUCCUUUUGUCUUGCUUCAGUGACAAAAGGAAACUGUCUGCCCAGAGAGAUUGUUCUUUGUUUCCUAUCAAGUGUUGUUCUGGAAAACAGCAAGUAAAUGUAAGUUCUUUUUUAAAACCAUUUCUUCCUGAAUUAUUAUUUUUAGCACCAGAGUGUUAUCCUCUUCCACUCAGUGUAAUGAAGUCACUGAGCUUUAAUUUGCUCUGCAUUGCACUUUAUAUGUUUUUUCACUUGCUAGGCCAUGCUUUUUUGAUGCACAAGCUAGCAAAGGUUCUGUUAAUGUAGUUUUAACUAGAAAUCAGCCAUGAAAGAUAAUAUUUUUAUAAAAAGGCAAGUUCCAUAAAAUACAGCAAAUUAACUAAUUAGGUCAGAGCCAUUUUUAAUGCUAUGUUGAGGAAUGUUAUAGCUUCUGAGAUUAUUUAUUGUUUAGUAAAUUCCAGACAGUAGCAAGUAGCAUGGUUUAAAAUUGAGUAUGAACAAGCAGGAGGCAAAGUUCUAGGCAUCAGAUUUGCUUAGAUGCAAAAGCUGCAUUGAGUAUCACUGAUGAGGGUCUGUAAAAAAUUAGCCUGAUCUAGUGUCAGGAAGUGUAGAACCAUUUAAUAAAGCCAGGCGAAAAUGAAAAGAGCUCACAGAAAAGUUUAAAUCAGUUCAGUUACCAAAGAGAUCCAUUUUUCACUGGGCUGAUGAGCAGUGCUGUACAGCAGGCAGGCUGAGGAGCCCCUUGUCUGAAUUCAUGCCUGUACAAGACACCACCAGAAACUACUGAGUGUCUAUUUUCCUGCUGUAAACAGCAUCUCUACCCACUCUUGUGCCCUUACAGGCCCACCUCCAGUUUGAUAAUGGUAUUUCCAUUUGUUAUUUCUUGCCUUCAUCUCCUCUGUAAUUUUGGCAGCUAGCAUCUUAAAGACAAUCUUGUUCCUUUGUUCCUAAAUGAGCUAAAGAAGCACUCACCUUCCCUCCAGGCUUUGGUGUUGAACCCUACUGCAUGUAGUUUAGCUGAAGAGUUUUUAGAUGCCAGUUUCAGUGCUUCAGACAAAGAGCAACUUGACCCCAGCAUGGAAUCCCCUCAGAUCUUGUGGAGUAUACUGAAAAAUAAAGACCUUUUUAACUUUUA